AUGAAGACUUCUGCGACUACAUGUUUAAAUGCAAGGCCAUGGUUCAACAAUGGAACAGACUUCAGAACAUCUUCCUCAGGACACAGUCUUCCAGAUUCAGCACUCUACCAAAGACCACAUUCCUUCAUCUCCACCAUGAUCACCAAGGGAUGGUUGCUGCAUGUAGGCCUAAUUAUGCUUUUUGUCUCCAGAAUCUCAUCUCUGGACUGUAACCAGUUUCACAGCUGGCUACAUGAAGCCAACAAGGCCAACUUGGAGCUUCUGAAGAACAAAAUGGGAACAACCAUUCCUAUUCAAUGCAUAGGAGAGGAAAUGGACAUCUCAACGAAUCAGGAAAUCUUCACGAACAUCAAUGAAGUCCAAGUGGAGAAUGCCAAGGGAGCUAUACAAGAGAUCCUCCAACAGAUUCUGCACAUCUUCAGACAAAACCAUACUGAAAUGGGUUGGGAUGGCAAUUCCACAACCGCUUUCCAGACCAAACUGGACCAGCAAAUUCAGAAGCUGGAAACAUGUUGGAGUGCAGAGUUGGAGCGUGGCCCCACAUCUCCAAGAGGUCAGAAAACUUUGCUCGCCAGACUGAGAGUGAAAAGAUACUUCCAAAUACUCCAUGAUCUCCUGAAAGAUAAAGAGUACAGCCGGUGUGCUUGGGUGACUGUCCAGAUCCAGAUUAGGCAAUGUUUUGUGCUGACAGAUCAACUCAUCAAAAGGAUCUCUAAUUAA
Podarcis lilfordi (Lilford's wall lizard) is the source of this 720-nucleotide messenger RNA. NCBI's taxonomy places the organism in Eukaryota, Metazoa, Chordata, Lepidosauria, Squamata, Lacertidae. The record is from the annotation of a GenBank genome assembly.